This is a messenger RNA of Microstroma glucosiphilum, 458 nucleotides long. RefSeq lists its product as hypothetical. The record is from RefSeq and is a predicted model, not a curated record. The transcript is spliced from 4 exons. Lineage: Eukaryota; Fungi; Basidiomycota; Exobasidiomycetes; Microstromatales; Microstromataceae. The coding region runs from base 50 to 406 and encodes 118 amino acids.
CACCUUCUACACUCACUCUUCGCUCUCCCUUCUUCUGAUCACAUCAACCAUGUUCUCCCUCCGUCUCGCCCGUUCUUCCCUCGCCUCGCGCGUGGCUCAAGCCUCCUCUUCCUCCUCCUCCUCGUCUGCUUCAGGCAGCAUUCGAUUCUACUCUGGACCAACGACGUCCGAAGAGGCUGCCAAGGCGGACAAGCACCACAAGCAUCACGACAAGGAACAGAUGCAGAAGGAAACUCUGGCUGAUCAUGCAGAGGGGAGGAGGGCGGAUAAGCACACUGCUUCGCCUAAUGAUGCACCCACAGAGUCAGAAGACGUGGCCCAUGCUCACAAGAGCAACAAGGGUCCCAAGGAGCUCCAAGAGGAGACUGCAAAGAAGCGGCAAAGCCUGAAAGGGACAAGGCAAUGAAUCAGUCAAUGAAUCAGUCAAUGAGCAAAAGGUGGAAACGAACCGAAGCGAG